UCUCUCUCUCUCUCUCUGCCACUACCUUGAUCACUCUUAUAAAAAUAGGAGCUGUUGAUAGCCCACGACACAAGCAUUGUCCCAUCUCUCUCUCUCUCUCUCUCUCUCUCUCUCUCUGUAGACAUGGAAACAGAAUUACAAGGACAGGAGAAAACCGGGUUCACCAUUGAUGGGCGUGGUUGUGUUAAGGCCGUGUUUGGCAAGAUUAAGGCCACGGCAUUGAACUUAGCCAAGAAAACAAAGGAGGUAGGACAAGAUGACCCAAGAAGAAUCAUGCACUCCCUUAAAGUGGGGUUGGCUCUCACAUUGGUGUCUUUCUUCUACUACGUUAGGCCUUUGUACAACGGCUUCGGGUCCUCGGGCAUGUGGGCUGUCAUGACUGUUGUGGUUGUUUUUGAAUUCACAGUUGGUGCAACAUUAUCCAAAAGCAUGAACAGAGGUUUUGCCACACUACUAGCUGGUGCUCUAGGCAUUGGAGUAAACCAUUUAGGAGGCCUCGUUGGAGAGAAAGGAGAACCCAUUAUUCUUGGCUUAUUCGUCUUCGUAUUAGCUGCAGCAUCUACAUAUAUGAGGUUCUUUCCUCAUGUCAAGGCGAGAUACGACUACGGGGUGUUGAUAUUCAUAUUGACAUUCAGUUUAGUAUCGAUCUCCGGUUACAGAGUUGAACAAAUCGUAGAGCUUGCCCAUCAAAGACUAUCCACCAUUUUGCUCGGGGGUGCGAUAUGUAUAAUCAUCUCCAUAUUUGUUUGCCCUGUUUGGGCUGGUCAAGAUCUUCACAAUCUCGUUGCAACCAACCUGGACUUGCUUUCCAACUUCCUUGAAGGUUUUGGAAGUGAAUAUUUCGGAGUUUCAAGAGAUGGAAAUAGCACAAUGGGGCCCAAGGAAGUUAAGUCAUUCAUUAACGGCUACAAAAGUGUCCUCAACGCAAAAUCCACAGAAGAAUCCUUGGCAAACUUUGCAUGGUGGGAACCUGGCCAUGGGAGUUUUCUUUUUUGUCAUCCAUGGAAACAGUACUUGGACAUUGGAGGCCUUACUCGACAGUGUGCUUACCAUAUUGAGGCUCUCAGCGCCUACUUGAAUUCUGAGAUUCAGGCGCCACUAGAGUUCCAAAGAAAAAUUCAAGAGCCUUGCAUGAAAAUGAGCUUGGAAUCCGGAAAGGCUUUGAAAGAACUAGCCUUGGCAAUCAAAACUUUUGCACAACCAUCUUCUGUCGAUGUACAUAUAGAGAGUUCCAAAAGAGCCGUAGAUGAACUCAAAACAGUCCUGGAAGCAGUCUCAAGAAAGGAAGAUGACCUCCUCAAAAUGAUACCAUCCCUUACCGUUUCAUCGAUACUGGCCGAUAUUGUAAAAUGCGUCGAAAAAAUUGAUGAGUCCGUCCACGAGCUUUCCCGACAAGCACAAUUCAAGAAUGCUGUCGUAGGGACCGUAUCACCGGAUAAGCCUCAGUUACUUCGCCGAGGAAUCGUAAAACCGCUUAACGACGGUGAUGGUGAUGGGGAGCAUGUUAUUGUUAUGGUACAUGGAACAUCAUCAAAGACUAACCAAAUAACCGUAGUGUAAAUACUACUAGCUACCUAAUUAUUCAUUUUUUAAUGGUAAAAUAUGAUAUAGAAAUAAGAGUAGAAAAGAGAACCUUUUCUUUUGCCGUAUGGUAAGCACCUAAUUAAUUUGCUUGUUCUUUCU
Messenger RNA from Rhododendron vialii, 1683 nucleotides. RefSeq names its product aluminum-activated malate transporter 8-like. The coding region runs from base 124 to 1560 and encodes 478 amino acids. The transcript is spliced from 6 exons. Gene Ontology annotation, biological process: malate transport. NCBI's taxonomy places the organism in Eukaryota, Viridiplantae, Streptophyta, Magnoliopsida, Ericales, Ericaceae. Gene Ontology annotation, cellular component: plant-type vacuole membrane. The record is from RefSeq and is a predicted model, not a curated record.